This is a messenger RNA of Rhodamnia argentea, 2682 nucleotides long. Its product is annotated as putative zinc finger protein At1g68190. Gene Ontology annotation, molecular function: zinc ion binding. The coding region runs from base 963 to 2414 and encodes 483 amino acids. The record is from RefSeq and is a predicted model, not a curated record. The transcript has 5 exons. NCBI's taxonomy places the organism in Eukaryota, Viridiplantae, Streptophyta, Magnoliopsida, Myrtales, Myrtaceae.
UCUCUCUUGAUAGGUUGAUUUGCAGAAGAUGAUCCUCAUUUUCUAUGUUGUUGUGGCUCGCGAGAGUGCUUGGUUUUUUGAUUUUUUACCUUUCAUUUUUUCUGUUUUGAUUUAGCUACAUGCACAUGGAAAAGUAGUGUCUGAAAAUCAGGUGGGAGUGUAAGAACUGUAGAGAUCUGCGCGAUUGAAUUGACGUUUAGCUCGUAUAAUUGAAGUCUCAGAACGUGGUUGAUAAUCUAGCGCGACAUGGAGCUGAAAUUCUCACUUCUAGCAAUGCAUAUCUAAAAGAGCCGAGCAGUUUCUAGGUUGGAACAUGUUCCCGACAAAGAGUUCUGAUUUUCCUUAGGAAUGGGUUUUAAGAAUGAUUCUCUAGGCUUUUGGUCCGGCACCUGCGACGCCCUUUAAACUUUUCUUGCAUCUUCGCGCCAUUCGUUUUCUAUAACAAAGCAGUGAGGAUCACGAAGCUAUAUUCGUGUUAUCUGGUAAAGGGUAAAGCAUAUGUGGAAUAAGCAAUAUGCAGUAUGAUCUGAUUGGUUUUCUUCUUUUACUAUCUACUUUCUUUAUCUCCUUAGAUGGGCAAUUCAGAUAUAAUUCACAUCAUAGAUGAAAAACCUUGACUGAUUUCUAUAACAGGACCGAAGUUCCUUAAGCUUUGUAUGCGUGGGACUUCUGGUUUUUUUAUUCGUUAGGAACCAUCCUUGGGAUCUUGACAGUUUGAUGGCUACAUAAGCCUGGUGUUAAAGCCAUGAUCAUGUCUGUUUUGAUGGUUCUCUACUGGAUGCCUGGUUUCCCGUUUAUAGUUGAAUCAUUUGUUUAUGUGUAGCCAGUUGAUAGAUAACAUUAGCAAGAAGCAUUCUCAUACGGAGGCGUAUAAUGGUACUGACCCUUGGAUGGGGUUGGCAUACAGAAUCAUGACACCAAAAUAUUGAAGCUUAUGAUCCAAAGUAAAAAAAAAAAAAAAAAUGGAGAAAGUCUGUGAAUUCUGCAUGGCUUUGAGGCCUGUCAUCUACUGUCAAGCCGACGCAGCGCAACUUUGCCUCUCUUGUGAUGCAAAAGUCCAUUCAGCCAAUGCAGUGUCUAACCGCCAUCUCCGAUCUCUCCUAUGCGAUUCUUGCCGGUACCACCCAGCGUAUGCCCACUGUCUGGACCACAAGAUGUAUAUCUGUCGUAAUUGUGACAGGAGGAUCCACGAUGGGUCUUGUCAGCAUCGGAAGCAGGCAAUCAACAGUUACAUGGGAUCCCCUUCAGCUAAUGACUUUGCACAAUUAUGGGACUUAGACUUGAGCCAAUGGGGCAAUCUUGCUUGCACCGGUCCAUCUGUUUCCUCUUCCCACAAAUUCAUGGAUUUGGGCACAAUAACUGCGGAUACUUCAGGUUCUGUCUGUCCAGGGGAAUGUAAUGUUGGAUCAAGAAAUCAACAAAGAGCUAAGACAUCAUGCAACAGUCAACAGAAUCAGUCGUCUUGCUUCAUUAUGCGACAGAUUUUUGAUUUGAGAAAGCUACAACUAAAUGAGAAGAUGGACAAUUUGCCUUUGAUUUCUGAUCAAGAGCAAAAUUAUUUGUCUCCGUCAUUUUCUCAUAGUCCAAGGAAGUUCAAUGAGACUACUGAUCAGAGUUUACAGAGCUGCCACGAUCUUUCUGGUGAAAGGAAUACCUUGCUCCGGGAUCUGAAUGUGGAGACCUUUCCUUCGGCAUUUUCCACACUAGGGAACGUACCAUCAUCUUCAACCUCUGGUAAUCCUAGUCCCUGGCAAAGCGAAUCCAUCUGGCAAUGCAGAAGCCCUUCUCAGACUAGUCAGUUUUGGGCCCAAAAUAUGCAAGAUCUUGGGGUAUGCGAAGAUCUGGUUUGCCAUGACAAUUUGAACAUUCCAGAAGUUGAUGUGACAUUCCAAAACUACGAAGAACUUUUUGGACGAGAACAAGACACGAUCCGAGCUCUGCUUGAUGAAAGCGAGCUGGCAUGUUCUUCUGUGGACAAGGAUGUUCCUCUUGAUGACUCAGAGAAUAGCCAUGCCGAACUUCUCCAGGAUAUUUCAGUGGCUACAUCUGUUUGCUUCGGCGCCACCCCAGUUAUGGACGGAGACACAGUUCUUACCAACCAGGUUAAUUUCAUACAGCGGGGGACCUUGGAUCUGUGCCCCUCCAUUCGACGAUCUUAUUCGAUGUUGUCACCCUCAAUUUCAAGGCUCAGUUCAGAAAGCACCGGUUUAGAUUCUCUUGAAAGCGGUCUUUCACCCAGCAUCAUUAGAGGAGAACAACAAUGCGACUCGCAUGAGGAGGGCAGACAAACCGACAUGAUGAGCAAUACGCACAGAGAGAAACCUCGAAGAGGAACGUUCCUUCUUCCAGGCAUGAGAAAAGAAUUCAGAAUGCAUCCCGAAGAGGGAGAGCAGCAGAUGCGCGGAAGCGUAUAAAGGGAAGGUUAAAGACCGACGGGGCAUGAAUCUGACAUCGUCGGAGUCGCGAGAAGCAACUGAAAAUGGGUCUUCCUUCGUCUUCAUGUCUUGUAGCUGCGCUGUACAUAUAUGAUGAGCUCUAAGAAAUUACUGGGGCCAUGGAUCUUGUCCUGCUACUUUCUUUUGCUUUCUGAAAUGUAAAUUAAUUCUCUUUAUCUCGAGCAAACGCAGGCAAAAAUACAUGCUUAGAGUGUCAUUAAGGAGUUCCCAUGGGAUUAUGGAGAAG